AAAUGUAAAAAUUUGUUGGAAAAUAUUCUUUCAAUAUGAAUCAUCUAUUAGGUAGAGGAGCAUAUGGAACUGUUUAUAAAGGAAUAUCAAAUGAUGGAAUACCUGUUGCAAUUAAAGUAAUUGAUAGAAGAAUGAUUAAUCAAGUAACUUAUAUAAAAUAACAAUUUAGACUAAUACUUAAUAAUUACUAAAUGAAAUUAGAUCAAUGAAGUAACUUAAUCAUAAAAAUAUUGUUAAAUUUUUAGAUUUCUAUGAAACUCAAAACAAUUUUUAUAUUAUAUCAGAAUUUUGUAAUGGUGGUGAUUUAAGAGAAAUAAUCAAAAGAGGUAAAUUAGACUCGAAUUCUGUAAUCAAUAUCCUAAGACAAAUCUUAUAUGGGUAUUGAAUGAGAUCUAUAUAGUUAUUAUUCACUUUAUUAAAACUCAAUAAUUCAUAGAGAUUUAAAACCAGCUAACAUACUUUUACAUUAAGGAAUUCCUAAACUAGCAGAUUUUGGAUUUGCAAAGAAAAUAGAUUUUGAAAAUGAUUUAAUGACAAGUAUUGCCGGUACUCCUCUUUAUAUGGCUCCUUAAGUUAUAUUAAGAUAACCUUAUACGUCUAAAUGUGAUAUUUGGUCUCUAGGUAUGAUUUUGUAUGAAUUACUAUUCUAAAAACCUCCCAUAAUUGCUGAUAAUAUAAUUUAAUUGUAAGAAAAAAUUUGUAAACCAAUCGUUGUACCUUAAUUAGAUAAUUCUUAUUUAUAAUAAUUAAUUUAAGGAUGUUUAUAAAUUAAUGAAGAAAAUAGAAUUAAUUGGGAUGAAAUUUAUUAGAGUCCACUUAUUUAAGAAUAAUGUAAUUAAAAAAGACAAUUAGCUGAAGUAUUAGUCGAAGUAGAGCCUAAAUAAACAGAUUAUAGAAAAUUUUUAAUAAAAAAUUAUUUGUAAAUUGAAUUUGAAGCUAAUUAAAGAAUAUAUUUGAAUUAAUUAAAUUUUGCAAGAAGUGCAUUUAAUUUUAGUUUGUACAUUCAAAAACUUGAGUAAUAAUUUUUAGAUUUGGCUUAAAAAUUAAGAUGUUUUUCAUUCUAUUGGUUACUUUAAGUAGAAAAGUCAUAAUUUUUAAAAGAACAAUAAAAGUUUUUAAGUGAUGAAAGAGGAUAAUUUUGUUUAAAACAAUUAAAACAAAUGAAAUAAGCUUUUAUUGAUAAUACUCCAGAGAGUAAUAUUGAAUCAUUAACUUUUAAUAUAAUAAAUCUGAUAUAAUUACUUGAAGAAUACUUUUCGAAGUUGUCUGUUAAUUUAAAAUCUUUAAAUAGAAAUUAAUUAUUAGCUACAUAUAUGAUAAAAUAUUUAUCAAAGACAUUGAGUAUGGUUAAAUUAAAUGAAUGUUUUUAUGUAGCAGAUCUUUAAGAAAUAUAAAAAUUAUCAGAUAAAGAAAUUAUUUAAAGGAUCUUAGAAUCUUGA
Molecule: messenger RNA, 1439 nt
Organism: Paramecium sonneborni
Lineage: Eukaryota; Ciliophora; Oligohymenophorea; Peniculida; Parameciidae
Source: the annotation of a GenBank genome assembly